UCUAUAAGACACUAGCUGUUGGAGAGGAGGUGAUCCACAGGCAUGCGGAAAUGAAGGAAUAGCUGGAAGAAGUAAGGAAGAAGACCUCAACGGAGUGGCAGGCGGAAUGGAGCAUUUAUAAUAAGGAUAAUUUCACCAGGAAACUAAUAAGUAAUGCGUCCAUAUUCGCCAGGAAUAGAAGAGACAUCGACCACUUUACGAUGCAAAUGCUCACGGGACACGGCAUCUUCAACAGCUACCGCAAGAGGAUCGGUAAGGAGGUCGACACGAAGUGCUGGGACUGUGGAGACCCGAAUGACGACGCCGAGCAUGUCUUAUUGAGAAUCGAGUUGGAGAACUUUCUGGGUGUCAAGAUAAGAGUUGGACACCUUGGUGGACACCGUAGUCACCAAGGAUGAAUACUGGAGGAAGUUCAGAGAGUUCUGUAAGGGUAUAAUAAGCUAUAGAAGGGAUAUGGAGAAGGCGAUGGAGUCAGCGAAUAGGACGAGUGGCAUCAGUACGCGACGAUAAUAUGCGGCGACACGGUUGAGGACAACCCUGAUCGGCUCUGCUGGGGUUGUCCGUAUCUAACAAAUCAGAGGAAAGAGGAGGGGUUUUUAGUAGGUAUGGCGACGUCAUCUGCCGAGUCCCACAUAACCUGGCGACGCGGGUCACCGGGUCUGCGCAAAGGCAUAUUCCUCUCCUCGCGCGCAAAGGCGCCCGGCCAUGUUUCUGCGCCUGGCGAGGUGGGAAGCAGCAGAAUGGAGGUUGCGGAGGAAUCUCCAAGAAGAGUCACGAGGAGUUCGCGAGCCAUGUCUGACGACGAAGAGUCAGUUGUUUCGUUCGCGUCGCGCUCAUCGCUGGCUUCGACGGCGUCCAGGGGAAAGAAUAGGCGAAUUAUGUCGACAACCCCGGAUGUUUCGGAAGAGCUGUCCAUAGAAGUAAGGGCGAGCUCGGCGGCGGACGUCAGCGCCGAAUUUACCAGGAAUGUCGCGCAGAUCAUAGGGGUUGCGACGAUAUCUCUUGCCACCGGGACGAUGUAGUUGUCCAGGAGGAUUGGACCCGCCUGCGUUACCCAGCCUCAAGACUCGCGGAUGCGAGGCCAUCGUUGCUGGAGGAGCAAAAAGCGAGGUCCUGAGGAAAGAGCUUGCGAGAAUGGCGGUGAGCGCGCCUUGGGACUGUUCUCGGUGCGGCGCCUCGGCUUCCGAUUCGGAGUGUCCUCCGAGAAACGGACAAAGUGACAACGCGCGUCUCACUGCCCUGGAAAAGAAGGUCGAGGAGCUGGGACCCUCCAUCAUAAGGGCCAUUGAAGAGCGCAUCGGAUGUAGGCGACACAGUCGUGAGGUGCGAGCCAGAGAGGAUUCGGUGGCCUCGGCUCUCAU
This is a messenger RNA of Bombus impatiens (common eastern bumble bee), 1361 nucleotides long. RefSeq lists its product as uncharacterized. The coding region runs from base 606 to 1022 and encodes 138 amino acids. The record is from RefSeq and is a predicted model, not a curated record. The transcript has 2 exons. NCBI's taxonomy places the organism in Eukaryota, Metazoa, Arthropoda, Insecta, Hymenoptera, Apidae.